Zychaea mexicana is the source of this 2836-nucleotide messenger RNA. RefSeq names its product MCM2/3/5 family-domain-containing protein. Gene Ontology annotation, cellular component: nucleus; MCM complex. Gene Ontology annotation, biological process: double-strand break repair via break-induced replication; DNA replication; mitotic DNA replication initiation. The record is from RefSeq and is a predicted model, not a curated record. NCBI's taxonomy places the organism in Eukaryota, Fungi, Mucoromycota, Mucoromycetes, Mucorales, Lichtheimiaceae. The transcript has 9 exons. Gene Ontology annotation, molecular function: single-stranded DNA binding; ATP binding; 3'-5' DNA helicase activity. The coding region runs from base 153 to 2738 and encodes 861 amino acids.
CUCUUUACGAUUUUCAAAAGAUUUUUAUAAUCCUCCCCAAAUCUUUAACUUUUUUUUUUACUCCCUUGCCCUUUUAGUCUCAAUCCGAUAAUCGUAAACGUAGAAGAGAUAGUUUCAGCAACCGUCCUAGCGAUCUGGGCGCGGAUUCACCCAUGCCAAUGACCGAUUUGGCUCAGUCAGAAAUCCCACCUUCAUCGCCACAACCUUUUUUCUCUGAAGUGGACGUGCGUCAAGACGAAAUUGAGGAUGACGACCAAGACAUUGUCAGACACAAUGAUUCUGACGACGACGACGGUGAAGAUUUGUUUGGUCAAAACAUGGAACAGGAUUAUGUACGAAACCCUGAACUGGAUCGCUAUGAAAAUCGCGGCAUUGAUGACGAAGAAUACGACCCUGUUGACUUGGCCACGCGUAAUCGCGUCGAUGCUCAACUUGGACGACGUGAUGCUGAGAUUCGACGCCGUGAGGGUCGCAUUGCUGGUGCUUUUCUGGACGGUUUGGACGACGAAGAGGGUGAUCAGCCCUUGUUGACAGCUAGACCUCGUAGACGACACAACUAUGAUAUGGACGAUAUGAAUGAUUUGGAUGAUUCUGUGCCUGAAAUGUCAAUGGAGGAUCUUCGUAACGUGAAGAAUGCCACAAUUGGUGAAUGGGUCAGUUUGGAAGCACCUCGACGCGCUGCAAAGAGAGAGUUCAAGAACUUUUUGCAAACGUACGUCGAUGAAAACGGUACUUCUGUGUACGGUGAACGUAUCCGAGAUAUGGGUGAACGUAACCGUGAAUCAUUCGAGGUGAACUAUGAACAACUCACUCAAAGCAAGCCUGUCUUGGCCUACUUUUUGGCCAACUCACCUAUUGCCAUGUUGAAAAUCUUUGAUGAAGUUGCAUUGGAAGUCACGUUGCUGCAGUUCCCUGAAUACGAGCGCAUUCAUCGUGAAAUCCAUAUCCGUAUCACAGACUUGCCCACCAUCAACACGCUUCGUGAGCUGCGUCAGAGUCAGUUGAAUUGUCUUGUCCGUGUCUCUGGUGUCGUCACCCGUCGAACGGGCGUCUUCCCUCAACUAAAGUGGGUCAAGUACAACUGCGGUAAAUGUAACGAGCUCUUGGGUCCUUUCUAUCAAGAUAUCCACAAUGAAAUCAAGAUCCGUACUUGUCCCAGCUGUCAGAGCAAGGGUCCUUUCAUUGUCAACAUGGAACAGACGGUGUACAGAAACUAUCAAAAAUUGACUAUUCAAGAAAGUCCCGGCACUGUUCCUCCUGGUCGUCUUCCUCGUCACAGAGAGGUCAUUUGCUUGUGGGAUUUGAUUGAUCAAGCUAAACCGGGUGAAGAAAUUGAAGUGAUUGGUGUCUAUCGCAACAACUUUGAUGCUUCGCUGAGCACCAAGAACGGUUUCCCCGUCUUUGCAACCAUCAUUGAAGCCAACUAUAUCAACAAGAAGGAGGAUAUGUUUGCUGCAUACAGACUUACGGAUGAUGACAAAAAGAUUAUUCACGAGAUGGGCAAGGACAAGCGUAUUGGUCGCAAGAUCAUGAAGAGCAUUGCUCCUUCCAUCUACGGUCACGAGGAUAUCAAGCGUGCCAUUGCGCUGGCUCUCUUUGGUGGUGUGCCCAAGAACAUCCAAGGCAAGCAUCAGAUCCGUGGUGAUGCUAAUAUCUUGAUGCUGGGUGAUCCUGGUACGGCCAAGUCGCAGUUCCUGAAAUAUGUCGAAAAGACUGCGCAUCGAGCUGUGUUCACAACGGGUCAGGGUGCCAGUGCCGUUGGUUUGACUGCAUCCGUGCAUAAGGAUCCCAUCACGCGCGAAUGGACCCUUGAAGGUGGUGCUCUUGUCUUGGCUGACCGUGGUGUUUGUCUGAUUGAUGAGUUUGACAAAAUGAAUGAUUCCGACAGAACUUCCAUUCACGAAGCCAUGGAACAACAAUCGAUUUCCAUAUCCAAAGCUGGUAUUGUCACCACACUACAGGCACGAUGCUCAGUGAUUGCCGCCGCCAAUCCUAUCCGCGGCCGUUACAAUGCCUCGAUUCCAUUCUCACAAAACGUUGAAUUGACCGAACCCAUCCUGUCACGUUUCGACGUGCUGUGCGUUGUCAAGGACAGUGUCGAACCUGAACAGGAUCACCUUUUGGCAACCAAUGUGAUCAGCAGCCACAUCCGCUCGCAUCCCAAAUUCGACGGUCAACUCGACGUGGCAAAGCCGACGGACGAAGAUCCAGAAAUCAUCCCCCAAGACAUUUUACGCAAAUACAUCAUGUAUGCACGUGAUCAGAUACAGCCUAAACUUCAUCAGGUCGAUGAGGCCAAGCUUGCACAGCUCUAUUCAGAACUUCGCCGAGAGUCGUUGGCAAGCGGCAGUAUCCCGAUUACCGUACGUCAUUUGGAGUCCAUGGUGCGAUUAGCCGAGGCACAUGCAAAGAUGCAUUUGCGUGAAUACGUGCGUUCGGAUGAUGUGGAUAUGGCAAUCAAGGUGACGCUUGACAGUUUCAUCAGUGCUCAAAAGUUCAGCAUGAUGACAGCACUGAGAAAGAGAUUCCGACGAUACACCACAAACACACAAGAUCGCGAGGAGUUGUUACUUGCCACGCUGAACUCGAUUUGCCGAGAAAAACGUCGUUUGUACCAGCUGCGACGUCAGCAACUGCCUGAAGAAGCCAAGGUGGAUGUCGAAGAUCUUGAAAGCAGGGUAAGUCAUCGUGGGUUGUUGUGUAUCCAUGUCAUAUGGUGUAAUGUGGGUCUUCAUUGACGUGUGUUUCUUCUACUACUAGGCACGUGGAAUGCAAAUCUACGACAUCCAGCCCUUCCUCAACUCAUCCCUCUUCCAACGCCAGCACUAUACAUACG